Molecule: messenger RNA, 1097 nt
Organism: Aspergillus aculeatinus CBS 121060
Lineage: Eukaryota; Fungi; Ascomycota; Eurotiomycetes; Eurotiales; Aspergillaceae
Product: NPP1 family protein
Exons: 2
Coding region: 77-817 (246 amino acids)
Source: RefSeq, a predicted model, not a curated record
CUUCAAGCUGCCAGGAACAUUGUUCAGAGUUUGAAGUGGCCAAAGUCAAUCUUCUAAUUCCUCACUUCAGUUAAUCAUGUCUCUCCGAUCUGCCCUACUUCUCGCCACGAGCCUGUCCAUGGUCCAAGCCCGGCCGGCCAUCUCCAAGCUCAGUGCACGCGGCACCAUCGCCAGCGAUGAGAUCGUGGGAUUUGACCAGACGGUCCCUGACGAUGCCACGGGCACAUUGUACCUGAACUACCAGCCAUACCUUUACGUGGUCAACGGAUGUGUACCGUUCCCUGCCGUUGAUGCGGAGGGGGAUACCAAUGCAGGACUCGCCCCCACCGGCGCCUCCGACGGCGACUGCAGCUCCUCGACGGGCCAGAUCUACGUGCGCAGCAACGUCUCCUCCACCGGCGACUACACCUACCCGACCGCCCUGCUGUACAGCUGGUACAUGCCCAAGGACGAGCCCUCCACCGGCAUCGGCCACCGCCACGACUGGGAGGGGGUGAUCGUCUGGAUCUCCGACCCCACCGUCUACACCGCCGACAACAUCCUGGCCGUGUGCCCUUCUGCCCAUGGCGGCUGGGACUGCUCCACCGACGGGUACACGCUCGACGGCGUCAAGCCGCUGAUUAAGUACGAGAGCAUCUGGCCCAUCGACCACUCGUGCGGGCUCACGACCACCGUCGGCGGCACCCAGCCGCUGGUCGCCUGGGAGAGUCUGCCCUCGGCUGCUAGCACGGCGCUGUCGGAUACGGACUUCGGGAGCGCGAUCGUGCCGUUCAAGGACGCGACUUUUGACGAGAAUCUGGCAAAGGCUACUUAUUGAUUUGGUCUUAAGGUAGGAAGGGGGUGGGUAAAUGUGAGGUUUGCAGGUGGACAUGGCUGUAAUGUUUCUGUGGCGAAAGGCUCCUGGUGACUGACUUGCGGUGCUGUACAUAAGUGGUAUCCUGGUUGAAUCGUGGGUUAUGCGAAUAUCAAGGCUACCGGCUAGUACUACUGAGGAACACAACACGAACUAUAUAGGUCGAUGAAAAUUUCGAUAACUAUAUAGUCACAUAUAUAUUCAUGACGGCUGUGUCAUUUACUCUUGGUUUUGACAAAUCACG